GAGCGGCUGAGCUCUCACACUUUAAUAUUACACCGUGCCAAUUGUUGCUGUUAAUCAACACCCAAGGACAAAUAUCUGUUUCUGCACGAUUCCAGAGGCAGUUGCCCUAAAUACAUUUUCUCGUAUAUAUUUUAUCAUAAUGGCUUACAAAAGGGUGCAGGAACCAAAACAAUGACUGAUAGUGUUGGAUCCGAUCGUCGAAGCGACAUAUCUGGUCACGGACCUGGUGGCGUUACACCAAUAUCUGCCAGAUUAAGGAUGGAUGCUGUUUGUGUGAUUGACCUCAAUCAAAGUGAAUAUUUAAGUCACAGAAAAAAAGCAUUUGACGAAGUCAGACAAGCUACUACAGCAGUCAAUGCCAAUUGUCAUCAUGUUCAGUUUGAAAAGCUGGACUUUGGUGAAACAACAAUUUUGGAAACCUUUUACAAUGCUGAUGUGGCUUUAGUGGAUUUAUCAAACCAAGUUCAGCAAAGUGCCUUAUUCUAUCAUUUGGGUGUCAGGGAAAGCUUUGGUAUGAAGGAAAACAUCUUACUUUACAAUGAUAUAGACCCUGGACUUACUUUAAUGCUCAAGAGAUCAUGCAGCAAUUACACGUUUGUGUCUUAUCGUACUUUAGAGUGUGGCACAUGUGUUGAGACUGACCCUUCUAGUGCCCGUUUGGGAUGUGGUGAAGAUACUGGAGCAGAAGCAGGAUUCAAAAUUCAGUUAUCCAUUAAGCUAAGAAGGCUUCUACAAGAUGUUGAAGUACAGUCAAAGGCUCAUAUGAAGGAGAAAUUCCUUGCAGAUUUAAGAAAAGCUAGAGAAACAUGGACCGGCCAAGAGUUAAUAAGGGCAUUACAGGGUAUGAGAAGGAGGCUUGAUGAUCCAAAUAUACUCUCAGGUGAUGUUAUUCUGAAUAUGCUAAUAUCUUUCAGAGAGGUUCAGGAUUACGAUGCGAUGGUAACGUUAUUAGAAGAUCUAAAAACGGUACCGAACCGACAUCAUUACACGCAUACACCAGCCAUUCGACAUUUGUAUGCAUUCGCCCUUAAUCGCAGAAAUCGGGAAGGGGAUCGGGAGAGAGCUCUAGAAGUAAUGAAAAAAGCACUAGAAAAAAAAGAAAAUCACGUUCCUGAUAUUCUGUGCCUAUGUGGACGUAUAUACAAAGACAUCUUUGUCGAAUCGCAACACACUGACAUGGACAGUUUGCAGAAUGCCAUUCAUUGGUAUAGAAAAGGUUUUGAAGUGCAACCCAAUGAGUACGCGGGAAUCAAUUUAGCCACGCUCCUGGUUAUCGCGGGAAAUGAGUUUUCCAAGUCGGAGGAAUUGCAACAUAUUGGCAUGGUGCUUAAUAAUCUGAUCGGACGCAAAGGAUCUCUUUCGUCACUGAAAGAUUAUUGGGACGUGGCAACCUUUUUCGAGAUUUGCGUCUUGGCGGAAGAUUAUGGCAAGGCAGUACAAGCAGCAGAAUGCAUGUUUAAACUCAAACCUCCAAAUUGGCAUUUAAAAUCUACCAUUGGUAAUAUCACGCUGAUCAAUCGCUUCCGACAUAAAGCAGACGAAAGUACUGGUGGAGCGGGUGAAUCAACGCCGUCUCCGGAAGAACAGGUCUUCAAUUUCUGGUUAGAGUACUUCGUAGAAGCUACAAAAGCAGAAACGGAAGAAACGAUUCGAUUUCCGAUUGUUAUCGUGGAACCCACAAAAGUAUUUAUGCCAUCUUACGUAAAUGUUCAUCUGGGAGCAGAGGAAAAGUCACUGGAAAUCUGGAACAUGUGCCUGGACAGUUUGCUGGGCAAGUGUCGCCAAGUUCACCACUGGCUAUUUAAUGCCGAAAUGAUUAAGAGUGUCUCGCUUUACAAACGGGAUGAACGAUGUCUUUUUCUUUACGUCCACCAAAACUCGGACGAUUUUCAAAUGAUUUUCCCAUCAGCUGCCUGUCGCCAAAUGUUCUACGAUCUGGUUCUCCAGCUUACCGCUGACCUGGGCGAAGCUUUUACAGAUCUCGAUAGUGACUUGACUCCCGGUGCGAUUCGUUACGAAUAUGAAUUAGACGACCAGAGUAGGCGAGUCGUGCUGGGAAAGGGAACCUAUGGUGUCGUAUACGCGGCUCGUGACUUUGACACUCAAGUAAGGAUUGCUGUCAAAGAAGUUCCCGAAAAAGAUAUCGGUGAAGUGCAACCUCUUCACGAAGAGAUUAGACUCCACUCCCAGUUGCGACAUCGGAAUAUCGUUAAAUAUCUGGGCUCCAUCUCUGAAGGAGGAUUUUUCAAAAUUUUUAUGGAACAAGUGCCAGGAGGGAGCCUCUCUGAGCUAUUGCGAUCAAAAUGGGGUCCUUUAAAGGAGAAUGAAGCAACUAUUGCCUAUUAUACGCGUCAAAUUUUGCAAGGAUUGAAAUACCUCCAUGACCAAAAAAUUGUGCAUCGGGACAUCAAAGGCGAUAAUGUUCUCGUGAAUACGUAUAGUGGUGUAGUCAAAAUUUCCGAUUUUGGCACGUCAAAGCGACUUGCUGGUCUUUGUCUCAGCACGGAAACAUUUACUGGGACCUUGCAAUAUAUGGCGCCUGAAGUAAUCGACAAAGGGCAACGUGGCUAUGGAGCUCCAGCAGAUAUUUGGUCUCUUGGUUGUACUAUUGUCGAAAUGGCGACCGGUAAACCUCCGUUUAUUGAAUUGGGAUCACCCGAGGCCGCCAUGUUCAAGGUGGGCUACUAUAAAAUGCACCCCGAGAUUCCUGUAGAAAUGUCAGAUCGAGCCAAACAUUUCAUCCUGCGUUGCUUCGAGCCCGAUCCAGACCGACGAGCAACUGCUGCAGAACUAAUGGAGGAAAACUUUCUGUCCGAGAAGAAAAAAAUGGGACGUCUUCCGUCUAACCAAGAAUACAGCCGUAGUGUAUCAGUUCCCGUUGGAGAUCGUUCCAUGCUCCGGACAGAACGCGGUAGUCACCUACCAAGAAUGGCUAGCUCGCCUGAGGAAAACGGAUUUGCUUAUAUGACAAAAACAAGCCCAGCUAAUACAUCUAUACAUUCACCAAUGUCAUCGCCGGUCACGGUCCCAGCGCAAUUAAGCUUCACAACCAGCACUGUUAUGUCAUUGGACGAGGAUUCUCACGUCGGCGGAAGACGAAGCUCUGCAAACAGCCAUGGAACAAACACUGGACCAUCGUCAGGUUAUUUAAGUCCCUUCCCCCUUAGCCCUGAGGUUGAUGGUUGCUCGUCUAAAGGCGGUGGCAUUUUGGGCGAAGGAGUCGAACUCUCUCCAGAAGAUGGGUUUUACACACUGAAAAAAGAUUCUCAGCGACGACAAACGUUGACACGUGUCCUUUCGCAAGAUGGGAAAAAGAUAUGUGAAGUAUGGCUUCGCUCGUUGGAACGUGAAGUUGGACAAACUCCGCUGACUGCACCGCAUUUACUGACGUUGAUGCGAGGCUUGCGUGAUUUUAUUCCAGAACAAAACAAAUCUGCAAUUGAAGCAGCAAUAAGUACGCUUCGAGAGGAAGUCGAUUUUGACGUGCUUGCACUCAAUCACAUUCAACUGGCAUUGUACCUAUUCCAGGAUGCGGUGAAUGCCGUUUUGCGGAUGCACAGUAUCAAACCGCAUUGGAUGUUUGCGCUUGACAAUUUGGUUCGCAGCGCUGUGCAGGCAGCGAUAACAGUUUUAAGUCCAGAGCUAGGUGCCAAUCUCGCUGGUGGUGAGUCCAGACGGAUAAAGAGUGAUGACAGGGACAGAGUGGAUGGAAGUGGCGAGGGUAAACAGCUCGAAGCCUGGGAAGAGACUGGGGAGAGAGUAGAAGAAGGAUCAACCUCAGGAGUUUCAACAAUCAACUCAAACAAAUCACCAAAAGAAUCCACGGAUCAUGAGCGACUUCGAGAAGAACUCAAGAGUGCCUUAGAAACAGUGCAGCGUGAAAAUUUGCGUUUAAUGCACGAGUUGCUGGACACACAGCGUAGUUACCAGAAUAUUUUGCUGACGACAUUGUCUCAUCAACAGAUUCAAAGACAACUGCUUCAGCAGCUUUUACCGUCGAGACCACUGCCAGAACGAGUCGUCGAAAGCGACCCCACCGUUGACUCGUUGCUCGUCUCUUGGUUAGAAGCCAACGGUUUGGAAGACAACGAAAUAACAUUGUUCACUUCGGAAGGCUAUCUAUUGGCCGAUGUCGUUGCAUUCUUUACCAGAGAAGAUCUUCGAAGGCUUGGCUUGCGUGGUGGUACCGAAUUGCGGCUGUGGAGAGCAAUUUUAGAACAGCGAACCCAAUCGACUGUAGGUUUGACCUGAAGUCAAAGAGUACUAAGGGUUCACCUCAUGUUGAACUCAUUGAAUCUAAUUCUGCAUGUCUUGUGUGGUCGUAUAAUAGUCUUCGAAUGAAACCAAAUCUGCCUUCCUUUUCCUUCCAAUUUUGUUCCCGUCUUUCCAGGAUUUCUUAGCGUUUUCUUGCUUUUUGCCAAGAGACGUUUGUAGUCGUCUGGUAUGUGCCAUAGUUUUUAUUCACUCUUGUGGAUCCUAUUGUUUCGUGGUUCGCCAACAACUCAUCUUGUAAAUUUGUCCAAUUCAUCUCCCAUUCGCAAGAGCAUGUCUACCGUAAUACAACAAGCCUUUUACCAUA
Molecule: messenger RNA, 4579 nt
Organism: Daphnia magna
Lineage: Eukaryota; Metazoa; Arthropoda; Branchiopoda; Diplostraca; Daphniidae
Gene: Ask1
Product: mitogen-activated protein kinase kinase kinase 15
Exons: 17
Coding region: 172-4251 (1359 amino acids)
Biological process (GO): MAPK cascade; protein phosphorylation
Molecular function (GO): protein kinase activity; ATP binding; protein binding
Source: RefSeq, a predicted model, not a curated record